This is a messenger RNA of Ruditapes philippinarum (Manila clam), 2272 nucleotides long. RefSeq names its product JNK-interacting protein 1-like. Gene Ontology annotation, cellular component: cytoplasm. Lineage: Eukaryota; Metazoa; Mollusca; Bivalvia; Venerida; Veneridae. Gene Ontology annotation, molecular function: protein binding. The record is from RefSeq and is a predicted model, not a curated record. Gene Ontology annotation, biological process: regulation of JNK cascade. The coding region runs from base 227 to 1807 and encodes 526 amino acids. The transcript is spliced from 11 exons.
UUCGCUUGCUCUACAUAAUUUAUUCAAUCGUCUGACUAUUUCAAGACGCGAAACAAAUGUAUGUAACAUGGCGGAUGUAUGGAAAUGAAUAAUGACUGUGUGUAGUGAUCAUAUUGAUUCAGAAAAAUAUUAAUUAUAUAAUCUUCAUUUCAAUGGAUAGCAAGAACGGAUUAACAUAAGAGGAACGAUGAAAUUACAAUAAACAGAUGACAAAUUAAUUGGAAAUAUGAUGCAGAUUCAGAGACCUAUCAGGACAGAGUUAACUCUGAGGUUGGUUCACGAUUUAAGCCCUGAGUCUGGAGAUUCUAUGGAUGAAGAUGAUGACGAGUCCAUAGAAAUACAAAAAGAACGCUUCCUGAUCAGUUGUUUGGCUCGGUCUGCGAUUAACAAUAACAACAGUAUUAGUCAGGUGACACAGACCACAUGUGAAAGAUUUUGUGAUAAGACCGAAACAAUCAAGGAUACAUACGCCAAGUUUGAAUGGCAACAGAACCAUUUAGAGAGGAUAAACAAUCAUAUAAAUGAACAACAUUUAAACAAAGUUCUUGAUAGUCCAUGUCAAAAUAUCAAUCUGAUAAACAACAAUUUCAUACAGCUGUCUGAUGGUGAGAAUGAAUCGAGUGACAAAGAAAAUGCACGACCUUGUUAUCCUUCCUUAAAAACAACAACACCAAGUGCGAAAGCCGCAAGGAGACCCCGUAAACUGCCUGAUAUACCAAAGAAAGCUCCUGCUUUACCACUGAAACCUAAAAGUAUAAACAAUGAAAAAUGUCUCGCUGAUGAACUGCAAGAAGCCCUCGUCAUAAAUGAUCAAGCCAUUGAAAGUGAAGAUGAUGUGUUUAUUCCAAGUUCUGGAAAACAAAUUCCAAAAGUUUAUCCUAAAUACAGUGGUAAAUUCUUAGAAGAACUGAAAACUGUAAAAUUUAACUCUGUGUCAAAAAAUACCCGAGCUUUCCUAAACUCGGACAAUAUGUAUCUAAAAGAAGACUCUACAGAACGAUCUGAAGAACAAAAGGAAAAUGAAAAAUCAAAUGAUAUGUCUUGUGCAAAAGAACGUCACAUGAACACAUCUUCCAGUGGUGAAGGGAACAAUGAGGGUGAUGGAGAUAACCGACGUUUCAACAAUUGUUUUCCUGCAACUCAAUACCAAGACUUAGUAGUAACUCAUCGGGGAAUGCAUCGGUUUGUACCGCGUCACAAAGAUGAAAUAAGCAUAGAAAUAGGUGAUCCAAUACAUGUAUUUAAAACUGAGGAUGACCUAUGGUGUGAAGGUGUAAAUCUGCGCUCGAGUCAAAGAGGUAUAUUCCCUUGCAUGUACGCCACAGACCUUGAAUUUCUAGAAGAAGAAGAAGAAGAAAAUGGUUGUUCAAAAUUUUUUCUAAGAUUUCUCGGAUCUGUUGAAGUAAACUAUCAUAAAGGUGAUGAAAUAUUAUGCCAAGCCAUAAAUAAGGUCGCACUUUCAAGACGUGCAGUGAAAACUUCAUUACCUCCCCCUAUAUGUACAUUAGAAGUGAGCCAAUACGGAAUACGUAUGUUCGAUAAAAGUAAAUCUGGGCAUGAACAUCUUGAAGCAUUUGCACAUUUUUUCGCUUUGAAAAACAUAACUUUUUGUGGACACCAUCCCAGAAAUGAACGGUACUUUGCUUUCAUCACGAAACAUCCAAAUCAGUACAGAUAUGCUUGUCACGUGUUUCUAGGAGAAAAAUCUACUCGUUCAGUUACCGACGCCGUCGGCCUUGCUUUUAAGAAAUUCUACCAGGAAUACAUGGCGUUUACACACCCAACAGAGGACAUUUAUAUGGAAUAAAGAGCUUCAGGCAGUUUCAUAUUCUAAAGUCAUAAACGUUUGUAAUAUUUGGUGUUUCAUCCAAGAGGACGAUAUUCACAUCCACUUUCUUAGAAUUACGAAUACUUUAGGGUAUGAAAAUCUAUGUUAGAUACAUGAUCUAAUGUUUAGUUUGAAUAUUCUUCCACAUUUAUAUAGAACGAAUCGAAAUAGAAUACUUUAUGUACACAUACGUAUUUUGAUGUAAGGAACCACGCAGACAGUGAAUAAAAAGUGGCCUAUCGUAAAUUAUGGCUUACCGUUCUUUUCUGGAUAAUUCGAAACCUAUAUAUAUUAAGACGGUUAAAUAGCUGUAUUAUCAGUAAUGUAAUCAGAUGAUACACUAGGACAAGAAUAAUAUAUGUGAAACGAAACAGACAAAGGUAAUGUUCAUCUAAUGUCAUGAUAUUGUUUCUUUGAAAAAUAAAUAUAACAAUGAAGUUGAAA